AGUCGUUAAAAGCUGUUCCCGGGCCUGGCCCACCCGCCAGCCACAGACGCUGAGGCCAGGUGAGAAAGGGCUGUGGCACCUGGGCUCUGCCGCCUGGCAGCUACGGGACCCCAGAGCGCGAAGGUUUACCGCCUUCACGAAGCCCGGGCCGGUGGCCGGGUAGGGGCAGCGAGGCUGGGUCGCGUACUUCGCGGCCACAAGGAAAGGAGAGCACGACCUGUCCAGGACCGGGUACCAGACAGCGGAGGUUUCGCUCGACUCCCAAGACGUGCCGGAUUGUUUGGUAGCAGGGCCUCCACUAUAAGGACUCUGAACUUGGGGGCGAUAUAUACCUUUUAAGGACACGCGUUUCUCUCUAACGACUCCGAACUAGGAAGACACUUCCAUUUUAAGGAUACCGGCCGGGUUUGGGGAUCAACGUUUCACUUUGGAGGGGAGGGCGUGUAUGUAGGACGCCCUCUUAAGGUUUCCCUCCACCCCGCCCAUGGCACUACCCGGCUCCUCACAGAACCAGGCCUGGAGCCUGAAACCUCCCACUCCCACGGGCCCUACCUCCUUGUCCUUGGGCUCCCAGGAGCGGGAGGGCGCUGGGAGCCCAGGAGUGUCCGGGGGUCUUCCCUUGGAGAAGGUGAAACGGCCCAUGAACGCGUUCAUGGUGUGGAGCUCCGCCCAGCGCCGCCAGAUGGCGCAGCAGAACCCGAAGAUGCACAACUCAGAGAUCUCCAAGCGCCUGGGUGCGCAGUGGAAGCUGCUGGGCGAGGAUGAGAAGCGGCCCUUCGUGGAAGAGGCUAAGCGGCUCCGGGCCCGGCACCUGCGCGACUAUCCCGACUACAAGUACCGGCCCCGGCGCAAGACCAAGAGCGCGGGCGCCGGAUCGCCCAACUUCGGCCAGGGAGGCAGCGGCGUGGCUGGCGGCGGGCCGGUCUGGGGGCCUGGGUAUGCGACCACCCAAGGGAGCAGAGGCUUUGGGUACCAGCCCCCCAACUACUCGACAGCCUACCUGCCUGGCAGUUACGGCUCUUCCCACUGUAAACCGGAGGCCCCCUCACCGUGCUCUCUCCCUCAGAGUAACCCAAGGCUCCAGAGAGAGCUGCUCCCCUCUUACAGCCCCUACCCACCCCCAGGCUCUCCCACUCUGUACAACCCUCCCCUUCCAGGGGCCCCCAUGCCCCUAACCCACCUUUAACCUUCAUGGACGUGACCUCCCAGAAAGGUUUCCAUCUUCCUUUCCUACCCAGAAGUACCUCCCCCGCCCCACCACCAUUCCCAGACUGCAAACCCUUUUUUUUAGAACUGUGUUGGACCACACUUCCGAAGAGGUGGGCAUUCCCGCCCCUAAACGCUUGAAAGCCAGGGGGGACAACACAACAGUUUUGUUUUUGUUUUGUAGGCCGAACAGUUUUCAGUUUUGUACAAUUAAACCAUGUCUCUGAG
Messenger RNA from Hippopotamus amphibius kiboko, 1434 nucleotides. It is a transcript of the gene SOX15, whose product is annotated as SRY-box transcription factor 15. NCBI's taxonomy places the organism in Eukaryota, Metazoa, Chordata, Mammalia, Artiodactyla, Hippopotamidae. Bases 485 to 1186 code for a protein of 233 amino acids. The transcript is spliced from 2 exons. Gene Ontology annotation, molecular function: DNA-binding transcription factor activity, RNA polymerase II-specific; RNA polymerase II cis-regulatory region sequence-specific DNA binding. Gene Ontology annotation, biological process: anatomical structure morphogenesis; negative regulation of transcription by RNA polymerase II; positive regulation of transcription by RNA polymerase II. The record is from RefSeq and is a predicted model, not a curated record.